Histoplasma capsulatum G186AR is the source of this 2323-nucleotide messenger RNA. RefSeq names its product glycosyl hydrolase. Gene Ontology annotation, biological process: fungal-type cell wall biogenesis; carbohydrate catabolic process. The record is from RefSeq and is a predicted model, not a curated record. Gene Ontology annotation, molecular function: mannan endo-1,6-alpha-mannosidase activity. The transcript is spliced from 4 exons. Lineage: Eukaryota; Fungi; Ascomycota; Eurotiomycetes; Onygenales; Ajellomycetaceae. The coding region runs from base 310 to 1725 and encodes 471 amino acids.
CACCCCAUCACCGCGAUCUCCCUCGCUUUCCAUCUCUUAUGUUCACUCGUUUAUUCAUGUCCUCUUGUCGUCCGGAUAUUUAGAUAAGCUGAAUUGAAGUGUCAAAGCACAAAAACAGGGCGGACGGAACUUGAUCCAAUUUGGAUCCUCGCCAUCCCCAACUCCCCUUACCGUAGAUGUCCGUCUGAACUCAAGUUUCCGGAGACACCAAAACAUACUCUCUCCUUUGUCCCCUGGACAACUGGUACCCCUUGGUACCCCUGGCAUUAUCUCGUCCCGCAUUCCGCUUGAAUUCUUCGUUGUUUAACCAUGAGAUUCUUUUCGCACUUAUCGUCGGCGUCCGCCAGUCAGACAUGCACCAAUUUCAUAUUAUUUAUAUUGCUAGGGGCCCAGGCGGCUCAGGCUCAGCAAGGAAUUCCGUUGGACAUUAAAGAUCCAAAUUCGAUCAAGAGUGCAGCGAAAAUUGUUGCUGAGAAAAUGGUUUCCUAUUACACUGGCUGGAAACCAGGAGAUGUGCCUGGCAACUUGCCCGACCCAUACUUCUGGUGGGAAGCUGGUGCCAUGUUCGGCGCGUUAGUUGAUUAUUGGUACUAUACUGGCGAUGAUCAAUUCAACAACAUUACGACGCAGGCGAUACUUUUUCAAGUGGGGAAAAAUAAGGACUUCCAGCCUGCUAACCAGUCCCAGACCUCUGGGAACGACGAUCAGGGGUUUUGGGGAAUAACUGCUAUGGGUGCCGCCGAGGAUAAAUUCCCGAAUCCGCCCCCUGACCAACCGCAAUGGCUUGCUCUGGCUCAAGCAGUUUUCAACACACAAGCAGUCCGGUGGUACAACGCGACCUGUAAUGGCGGCCUGAAGUGGUCCAUCAACACUUGGGGACGCGGAUAUAUAUACAAAAAUACCAUUUCGAACGGAUGCUUCUUCAAUCUUGCUGCCCGACUAGCGCGGUACACAGGCAAUGAAACAUAUUUUCGCUGGGCGGAAUCGUCCUGGAAUUGGGUGAGCGGCGUUGGCCUCGCCAGCCCAAAAUUCGAAUAUUACGAUGGCGCAAGCGAUGCUGGAACCGAUAACUGCACCGAAAAAAAUCACAUACCUUGGACUUAUAAUGCUGGAAUCUUCAUGUCCGGAAUCGCCAGCAUGUACAACAUUACAACUGGCAAGGAACAAGAGGCUUGGAAACAACGUCUCGAAGGAACCAUCAAGCAAACAGAGAUUACGUUCUUCCCGGAAAGGAAAGGUCGAGUCAUGACCGAAGUUGUUUGUGAGGAUGCACCGGGCAUCAAAGUGUGUAAUGCAGAUCAGCGGUCAUUCAGAGCUUACCUUUCCCGCUGGAUGGGCCUGACCGUAAAACUUGCCCCGUUCUCGAAACCCCUGAUCAUGCCAAUGCUGCAGCGGUCUGCCGAAGCUGCCGCGAGGCAGUGCAGUGGGCCAGGCAAUGUCUGUGGUUUGCGCUGGUCGCACCAAGACAAGUGGGAUGGUGACCAAGGUGUGGGCGAGCAAAUGGCAGCGAUGGAGGUGCUCCAAAAUAACCUAGUUGACCUAGUUGCCGGCCCUGCAGACGCGAAGACCGGUAUUAGCAAGGGUGACCCAAAUGCGGGAGAGCGUGUAGGUAGCAAGCCCGUCGAAUUUUCAGAAAUUACAACCGGUGAUAAAGUUGGGGCUGGCUUUGUGACAUCGAUAAUCUUGUUGGCUGUUCUUGGCGGCGCUUGGUGGUUGGUUUCCUAAAUGCGAAGAAAUAAAUGGGCGUAGGGCAGAACGGCUGGCGUGUUGGAUAUCGAAAGAUGAACGUAGUUCAUAAGGUGACAUCAUUCGUUUCUAGGGGGUAAGUGGAUCAAGAGUUUUGCCCGAUAAGAAUGAAGGAACCUGCUCUCUCUUCUAUAAUGUCCAUGUUUCAUGCUUUUAACAUUCGAAUUUUUCAUUCCCAGCCCUGUUUAUUUCACUUACCGGUGGGAACUGGCUGGUAGUAGGAGGAUGUUUUUGUCCAUUUUUCUUCCAUUGCCUGACUUCCCACCACUGUCCGGUGUUUAUUUAUUUGCAUAUAACCAUUAUCUAUUGGUUUUAUCCGGCAUCGCUUGCGGUUCUAUUGCCGCCUUUUUCCUCUAUGAUUCUUCAUUAUUUCUCAUUGCUUGCAAUACUCCGUGUCUCUUGAUUCCUCCAUUUUUCGUACUGGUCCUUUCUUCCACUUUCUUCCUUUCUCAUUUAUUUUUCAUUGUCCCUCUGUAACUUAUCCUGGGUUGGGCAAAACAUGUUAUUUUGUGGUAUUUUCAUCUUAUAUUAGUUAUUAUUAUGUGUUGUAAAGGAAUGAAAAAAGAAGAAAAAAUUU